Lactuca virosa is the source of this 333-nucleotide messenger RNA. The record is from the annotation of a GenBank genome assembly. NCBI's taxonomy places the organism in Eukaryota, Viridiplantae, Streptophyta, Magnoliopsida, Asterales, Asteraceae.
AUGCUCAUGAUACUUGCACGUGUACGGUUCGGUUUAAGAACCAUACGACGCCGUCGGAUGGACCUCGUUCCGUGUAGCAAAUAUCAUUGUUUACUUCUACUAGUGCCGCUCCAAAAGCACCCCAGGCAUGUGCUUUAUCCUCUCCAAUCGGUGGAUCGCCGCCGUGGUCAUCGUUGCUCCACACGGACAUUCCACCGUCAUCACCAAACUCAAGACUCUUCUUCUCAGUUUGAGUCUAUAAUACCAAUAGAUCUGUGUGGUGCUGGUUGGUAUGUUUUCGAUCAGAAUAAGAGACAAAAAGGAUUCCAGAUGAAACCUCUCUCGAUCAGGUGA